AUGAAUGAACGGAAACCUUUCCAUCCGGCUGAAGGACGUCCAGUUGUUGAUUUGAAGCAAUAUCCAAUUCUCAACAAGUACGGUGCCAGUUACGAGUUUGAGAUACCUUUUAAUACGAGAUGUGGUGAAGACCAAGUGUGCCAGACUGACCUAGUACUGAAAGCAGUAUUUGUCGACAUACCAAAAACCGAGAAAGGAUACGUGUCGAAUGUGGGCGAUAAGGAUUAUCUAGACAUUACGUUCACGGUUGAAAAUCGUAAAGAAAAGGCGUAUCAAGCAGCGCUGUUUCUCACCUACGAUCCAGAAGAACUCGAACUUCCUAUGGUUGUCGGUAAGUUUGUGCCAUUGCUGAUCUUCUGUAGCUCACGUACUCUUCAAAUAAUGGGCUUUUUAGGAGGAGCAAAACUUGGCUGGGAGACAGUUGGCAAAAAUGUUGUUGUGGUUCACCUGGGAAAUCCAAUGGAUUCCAGUUCGAAGCACUCAUUCGAUCUUCGCUUCAAGCUAAUGCGUGGUAGGACAGAAGGAAUUGGCCGACCGCUCCAGUUCUCAGCCAUUGUCAAUUCUACUUCAAAGGAAACAAAUCCAGGAGACAAUGUCUGGAAAUCUGAGCUCCAGAUAAUCAAAAGGGCCGAGAUGGAACUUGUAGGAACAAGUGACCCUCCCCUUGUUCGACGAUCUUCAAUGGACUUGGAGGAGGACAUUGGUGUGAUGGUCCGUCAUAACUACACGCUACAUAACAAAGGACCGUGGACUGUUCGCAAUGUUUAUGCUAAGUCGAAUCACCUCGCCAAAAAGGAAAAUGGGCGCUCUACCUUCCUCGAUGUGCCUACUGUAACGAUCUACAACACUGACGGGACUGUGGAUAUCCGACGGUGUUCUGUUGAGCGAAAGCUUGACCAUGUGAAUCCAUUGGAUCAUAUCAAGCUUAACACGAAGUAUACAACGCAAGAGACAACACAUCAACCACCGGUCACGCGACGAGUGAAGCGGAACACAGAACAAGUCACAGUCGCGGAGGCCGGUUUUUUGCGUUCACGAAUAGAACCUCAUAAACGCAAGGAGAAUGGUGUCGAUGUUUCUGUUGUCACCAUUGGAUGCGCAGAGAAAACAGCAAAAUGCUUUACGGUAACGUGUCAUUUCGACUUCCUCGAUGCAAAUUCCGCUCCCGUUGUCGAUUUCCGGGCUCGAUUAUGGAACACGACUUUUAUUGAGGACUAUUCUGAUGUGGAGUAUGUUGAAAUUGCUUCAUAUGGAAGAAUUGAGUUGGACACAAGCCAAGGGAUUGAAGACGACCCCAGCAAUAAUGCAGUAAGCGUCAAAACGCUGGCAUACCCUGACAGACCUGCUCUUGGAUCUCGUCCUGUUCCAUGGUGGAUAAUCCUAGUCAGCGCCUUGAUUGGCCUUCUUAUUCUUCUAAUUGUGGUGUUGAUACUAUGGCGGUGUGGUUUUUUCAAAAGGAAAAAGUACGAGCCCAGCCUUUAUCGUGCCGAAUUACAGCACGAACGAGAACAGUGGAUGCAGUCACAAAUGUAG
Messenger RNA from Cooperia oncophora, 1533 nucleotides. NCBI's taxonomy places the organism in Eukaryota, Metazoa, Nematoda, Chromadorea, Rhabditida, Trichostrongylidae. The record is from the annotation of a GenBank genome assembly.